Messenger RNA from Leptomonas pyrrhocoris, 2154 nucleotides. RefSeq lists its product as hypothetical. The transcript has a single exon. NCBI's taxonomy places the organism in Eukaryota, Euglenozoa, Kinetoplastea, Trypanosomatida, Trypanosomatidae. The coding region runs from base 742 to 2154 and encodes 470 amino acids. The record is from RefSeq and is a predicted model, not a curated record.
AGCGCGUCGUGAUGAACCGUGCGUAACGCUGAGCAGGUUGAGGAGUUUUUGCUCCCGCAUCAAAAAAGGGAGAAACAGAUGAAAGGAAAAGGUCUCUCUUUCUCUAUCUAUGUAUAUGUAUUUGAGUUAGUGUACACGUUACAUUAUCUUGAUCCGUAGGAACGUGUUUUUGAUUUUGUUUUCUGUUUCUUUUCACUGACAAACGAAGAUACGAACCAACCGCAAAGGUCCUUUCGGAUUCGAAGGAACCGAACACAGCGCACACGUUCCCAGAAGAGAGCGGCUUGUGUUCUUUGCCUCCCCUUCGCUCUUGCGAGAAGAGCUGCGUGGAGUGCUCUCUUCAAACGUCUGCCGCCUCUACGAUGUGACGGCGAGCGUGAGGUGAGAUUAUUCCCCUCUGUGCCAUUAUGCCUAUUUCAUGAAGCAACAGGCACACAUACACACACAAAUAGAAAUGAGUUUUUUCCUGCUUCUACUCGUGCUUCUUCUUCUUCCCCUUCUCGUCUUCUCUCAAUCGUUGCCUUCUCAUUCGGUAUAAUGAAUGGGUCACUCGAGCACAUCAGAGAUUACUAUUUUUAGUAUUCAUUAGCGUUCCUGCUCUUCUAUAGCCGACCGCCAUCGCAACAGCAGUCCAGACGGACGCACAAACUCGCAGAGCUCUGCACCUACUCCCUCUCUCUCUCCCCCUCCAAAAAGCAUACACAUUGCAGGCAUUCCAAAAAGAAGAACAGCGACGGCAUCAUGACCGAAGUGCACGGUAAGAAAAUGUAUCGCUUUGCGAAGCUCACCCCUGAGCGAGAAGAAAAGAUCACGGAGAUGGUGGAGCUGAUGAAGAGUAGUUUCGACCCCCUGCCAAAGCAGCUCCUGCGCCUGGAGCACUUCGCACCCUCCACGCCAGACUCCCCAACUCGGCAAAGCAGCACGCGUCUCUACUGUUAUAUGUUUCUGCAGGCGCGCGAGUGGAACGUGCAGAAGGCGUUUGCGAUGAUGAAGCAAUCGGUGGCGUUUCGCAACAAGAACAAACUUGACGAGCGGGGGGAGCUGCCGCCUGCCAUUCCAGUUCGCGGGUGGGACAUGGAGGCGAUCCACAAGUUCAUGGAUACUCCCGAGCGACAAAUGGAUGACGAAAUCGGCCGAAUCACGGCUGCGACGCGCGCCUUUCUAGAGAUGGGUUUCCAUUGCUGGGACCGGAAUGGGCUGCCCAUCUUUUACAUGAUGCUGGGCAGUGUGAAGGCACGUACGGGGAUUAAGAAGCUGAAGCAAAUGGCGAAGAUCGGCGAGACACCGCUGGACCUGUGCUGGAAGGUCCUGCAGCACACCAUGGGGGUUGGCGAAGCACUGGCUGUGUACCAGCAACUGAGCUACGAGCGUGGCACGCUUGCCGUCGACGCCGCAGAGGGGCACAUUCGCGCGUGCAACAUUGUGCUCGACAUGAAAGGCUUCACCUUCCGUCUCAUCUGGAAACCCGCGAUUGAUCUCAUGCGGGGUGCUCUGAAGCUGCUCUUUCAGUACUACCCCGACUGCGUCCAUCGCAUUUUCGUGGUGAACUGCCCGACGACGAUCAUGUGCGGCUACAAGCUGAUCCGGCCCACCCUCCCUGCCUCGGUGCAGCGCAAGGUCAUCUUUGCCGGCCCCAGCGAUACCCUCAGCGCCCUUUCUCUCCUGAUCGAUCCGAAGUACAUACCGGAGCGCUAUGGUGGCCAGUGCCGGUGCGAGGGCGGCUGUUUCGCCUCGCACGAGGUCGGCGGCGCGUCGCACGGCGACGACAAGGAGAGUGAUCCGAGCGAGGUGGGCGACGUCGUGACGGAGGACAUCACCGUCACGGCCGGCUCCGACUAUUGCCGCGUCUUUGCGCUUGAAAGGGAGGACACGGUGGCGUGGGACUUCGCGGCGACGCAGGGCAAAGGGGUCGCCUUCACCGUGUACUUCAUCCCGGCAGCGGAGGCGGCCGAUAUGCAGUGGAGCACCGUGAGCGCGAAGAAACUGGAGCCGCACACAAUCGCGAAUAGUCACACCGUGAGCGGCGCGGAUACGUUUGUAGCGAAGGAGCAAGGAACGCUGGUGUUGAUGUGGGCCAAUCGGAAGUCGUGGUUCUCGUCCAAGUACAUUCAGCUGCGCGUCUACAAGGAAACAACGGCGACUGUGAACGGUUAG